AGUCAGUAGACUGUUUAUAAAAUAAAAGUGCGAAUGUGAAUGUAAUAAAUUAUUCACAUAUUACGUUAUUACGAUACCAAUUUUUCUCAAAGUUCGCGAUUCGUUAUCAACUAUGGGGGCUGGAUAUAAUUGCAUGAAAUACUUGUUCAUAGUGAUCAACAUCAUAUUUUUGCUGUUUGCCAUUGCUGGAAUAUCAGUUUCAAUAUGGAUGUUUGUGGACCCAACUAUUCCACUACAUUUCACUCAAGAGUCUAAGGACUAUUUGAUUUCCACAGUCAUCAUUCUUCUGGCUUCUAUUAUUCUUUUGAUACUAUCUAUUUUGGGAAUCUACAGUGUUGGCAAAGAAGUCCGAAAAGCUCUUGUUGUGUCUUUCUGCCUUCUUUUGAUCAUUGUGGUUGCUGAAAUUGCGGCAGGUGUUUGGGGUUACAUUAACAGAGAAGGUUUGGAAGCCCAUAUCCGGGCUUCUGUUAAGAGCACUGUGAGAGAUGAUUAUGUCAAUGAUCAGAAUAUCAGGGAUCUGUUUGAUGCUAUCCAAUCAAAGAUGCACUGCUGUGGCGCCGAGAGGCCGACCGAUUGGACCCGCGGCAAAGAAUUCAAUAUGGCCGUCUCCGCAAACGCCAAAUUAUUUUCUAUCCCGGCCAGCUGUUGCCGAGAAAACAUGUCUUCACAAAGGUGCCUCGAAGCCAUCACAGAUCUGAAAGUGGGCAGCGAGCCUGACAAAACCGUAAUUUACGAUAACGGUUGCUACACACUGAUUCUCGAUAAAUUGAAGGAGAGCGUUUGUAUCAUUCUGAUAGUGGGAGGGGCUAUUCUUUCCGUCCAGCUCCUGGGUUUGAUUUUGGGUUUGAUUCUCGCUUGUUCCAUGAACAGACCUCACAGAUAUAAGGCCUAAAGUGGUAGGUAAAUGGUUUGUUGUGGUAGCAGUGGAGUGAAUCUGAGGCUGGAAAAUUGAGUUCUGAAAACUUUGGCCAUGUUUGGUGAACAACAAGAUGAGUUCAUAUUUCAUUAAAUCUCUCCAGUUCUAUUGGUCCUAUCACAGUUGACUCCAUGUAUGUAGUCUCGUUCUCAACUAGGCAACACUGCAGCACUGCACAGCCUACUAUAGUCUUUGAUUCAGAGUGAUAGGAUUUUAAUUUUGAAUAAAACAACAAAGGUUUGACAUAUCAACUUCAUUCCUGCUUUAUUCCGCCAAGAAAAUAAACCAAGGGUGUCAAAUCACAUCACCUUGACGGCCAAUUCACAAAUCCUCGAACAUUACUGCAUUGUCCAAACUCUAAAAUAAAGCAGGAAUUAAGUUGAUAUGUCAAACUUCUGUUGUUUAAUCCAAAAUUAAAAUCCUAUCAUUCUUUAUGAUGAAACACCCUUUACAUCCCAGAUAAGAAUAAAGUGAAUGGCAUGGGCAGAGCCCGCUUUACACUAGCGAACCCGCUAAAUAUAAAUAUUUGAGAAUGCUUGCAGAGUUUAGUGAUGAACCAACUAUAUAUUUGUGUAAUGACAUCGAUAAUUUAUUGGGCAGAAUACAAAAUAAAUGAAAUCUUUAGUUUUUGAGUGAAUAACACAAUAUUGAUUUUGAUAGUUGAAAUUGAGGUUAUAGUAUCUUGUUUGUGGCUAAUAGACCUUUUGCGGCUGACUAAGGAAGUAAAACCGAAUUCGUGUCCUGGUAUUAUUAUACGACAUUAAUGAUAUAAUCACCAUAUAAACCUUUGCUGGUAAAUAAUAUAUCAACUUUCAAUUUUAUUCAAGACUGUUGAUAGAUACCCGACCGGUAAACUAACCACUUCCAUUUUUCAUUAUCAAUAACGAUAUCGCUAGUGUGAACUAAGCGAGGUCAAACAGUGCCUAUUUCAUUACACACUUUAUUCUCAACUGGAAUGUACUCUGAUGGUCCAAUCUGGAAAAGAAAUAUAAUAUUUAUUUUUUUUAUCAAUUCUACUGUACAUAUUGUACGUACAACUAACAAUACACAACCAUUUAGUUACAUAAUAUCUCGUAAACUAUGUUAUAAAAACAAAAUUGAGAGAUGAAUACAAAUGGCAUCUUUGCCUUCAUUUGAAUAUUCAGUUGAACCUUGGGGUCUCCAGUUUUCGGUAUGAAAUUUCAAAUGGGACAUUUUUUCCUUUGUUCAUAGUAUGUGUUUCAGUUUUGUAAGCAGUACUUUGAACACUUCUUGAAUACCAAACUUCUGCUACCCCUGGCAUCGUAAAUUAAUUUGUCAAUAAAAAACACCAUACAGGUUCUUUCCAAAAGUAUACCUAACACUUACCUUGUUAGUUGAAUGAAAAUAAAAUCACUGUCCUCAAGGGAAGCCCAGAUUUACUCCACUACAGGGUCGGAUUUUCAAAUUGUUUUAUGAGAAACACCUUUGAAAAUCAAGAAGAUGAAUCUAUAUCUAUAGUUAGUUUAUCAUUCUUUGACUCACCAAUACUCAUACGUACAAAAUACUUUGAACUGUUUGUUUUGAAUCUCUACAAAUACCUUAUUUUCUGAUGAUGUUUAUGCC
Messenger RNA from Phaedon cochleariae (mustard beetle), 2500 nucleotides. NCBI's taxonomy places the organism in Eukaryota, Metazoa, Arthropoda, Insecta, Coleoptera, Chrysomelidae. The record is from the annotation of a GenBank genome assembly.